GCGAUGGCUCUUGCGCAAGCGUAGCUCGUACUUCCCUGUUUUUUUUUUUUUUUCUUUUUUUUUCUUCCCCUCUCCCUUUCCCCCUCCUUCCCCCAAGCCUGAGGGGUCUUGAGGUGACAGCGCCUGCAACCGGGAGUCCAGAAGCUGGAGAAAAAGAUGGACAAGAGGAAGCUCGGGCGACGGCGAUCUUCAUCCGAAGAGAGAUAAAGAGAGGAGAAAGAGAAAGAGAUCUUCCUUCUGCUGGUUUACUCUCCAAGUGGCCAUGAUGGUUGCGCUGGACCAGGAUGAAGUGAAGGAGCAGGGAAUUCUGUCCAAAUCUCCCACUUGGGUGGUAGAGUUCCAGAAAUUGUCACAGAAGGAAAAAGGAGAAAAUCUUCAUCUUCUGAUUUACAUGAGUUUCAGAUAAGAAAGAUGUUAAAUGUAAAACCAGAAGAUGCUCAUGCUCAAUCACCACUGUCCAAAUUCAGAAGCACAGAAUGCUGGGAUCUCCCUUUGCAGGGGUGGAAAAGAAGCCCAAGAAAUAAAGUCAUCUCUUUGGACCGUAAGAAUAAAAGAGGUGUCCAUGAGUGUCCUGUCACUUCUAAGGCAUCACCAGAAAGGCAACUCAAAGUUAUGUUGACGAAUGUCCUAUUGACGGAUUUAGGACGAAAAUUCAGAAAGACCCUACCUAGAAACGAUGCUAAUUUAUGUGAUGCCAACAAGGUGCAAUCAGACUCAUUGCCUUCGACAUCUGUUGACAGCAUAGAGACAUGUCAUAAAUUAGAGCCUCUUCACCAAAGCGUUAAUUUAUCUGAAAGGAUACCCAGAGUUAUACUGACGAAUGUCCUGGGAACGGAGUUAGGAAGAAAAUACAUAAAGAUCCCUCCUGUAACUGAGGCCAGUUUGAGUGAUACAGACAACUUGAAAUCAGAGAAACUUUCUUCAUCAUCUGAUGACAGCCUAGAGACUUGUCAAAAUCUAAAUCCCCACAAGAGCUGUUGUUUAUCUGAAAGGGGUUUGCAACCAAGUAAGACAUUAGAUAACAUUUCUACAAAGCAGGCUGCACACACUAAAGAAAAGCGGAGAGAUGAUGAUGGCAUUUCUCUUGCAUUGUCUGAUACUCAGCUUAAAGACCUUACCAGUGCAAUUAGAGGUUGUGAUUGUCUUGAAGAGGGGAGCAGAAACAAGGAUGUUACAUAUUCUGAUUCAAAAAUGGAACCCACUCUGAUUUCCAGGAAGACAAAGAAAAGGCUUAGAAGUCAUUUACCUGAUGCUCAUAAUUCUGUUUCUUCUAUGGAUAAGUCAGCAGAACAAACAAAAGAACCAGAAAAUGACUCAACAGUAUCUGCGGAGUUUGACAAGUCAAGUGAAAACUAUCAUCAAGAUGGAAAACUACUUGAAGAAGUUUCACCUGAAUCUAUUGAAAAUGAUUUUACUAAACUGUCUGCAUUUAGUAGUCAGGAAUUGGCUUUGAGUACUGUUCCCAAAACUGCUUCUGCCUGUUCAACCUCUGAAUCUUUUGAGAACUCUAUUUCCAGUGAUUCUGUGGGUAUUUCUUCCCUGAUUGAAAAGAUUGAGAAUGAAUUGAAUACAAUAGAAAAUUCUGUUCCAAGUGGACACGAUGAAGGGAACCAAUCGUUGAUUUCUGCUGAACCAAUUGUUGUUUCCAGUGAUGAAGAAGGACCCAUUGAACACAAGAGUUCUGAAAUUCUUAAAUUACAACCUAGACAAGACCAUGGGAUCACUAAUGAAAGUGAGAGCACGUCUGAGUCAACAUUAUCAGAACUACCAUUGGUUACAUGUGAAUCUAUACAGACAUCAUCUGAAUUAUGUCCAUACAAUUCUGUCAUGGAAAACAUUUCCUGUAUUGUGCCUAGUAAUAAGAUGACUCUACAACUGGAUUUUAUAUUUACUUCUGUUUAUAUUGGUAAAAUAAAAGGAACUGCUAAAGGUUGUGUUACAUUUACAACAAAGUAUAUUAAGAUCCCAUUUCAAGUGUCCCUGAAUGAGGUUUCAUUGCUAGUGGAUACCAGACAUUUAAAGAGGUUUGGAUUGUGGAAAAGUAAGGAUGAGGACCACAGUAAAAGGAAUCAUGCUAUCCUUUUCCUCUGGGUCUCUUCAGAUUACCUUCAAGAAAUUCAGACCCAGUUAGAAAAUUCUAUAUUAAGCCAGCAAUCAAAAUCCAGUGAAUUCAUUUUCCUUGAAAUACACAAUCCUAUUUCACAAAAAGAAGAAUUGCAACUGAAAGAUAUUAUGACAGAAAUUAGUACAACCAAUGGAGAAGUAGAGCUUUCUUAUCCAUUGUCUUGGGUUCAGGCACUUCCUUUGUUUCAGAAUCUCUCUUCAAAAGAAAGUUCUUUUAUUCAUUAUUAUUGUGCUUCAACUUGUUCUUUACCUGCUGCUGCUACCGAGGCAAUGAAGAUGAAAUCAGUAUCCCAGCCUUCAAAUACAGAUGCCACCAAACCUACCUACACCUUCGUGCAGAAGCAAAGUAGUGGUUGCUACUCACUAUCCAUCACAUCUAACCCAGAUGAAGAAUGGCGAGAAGUCAGGCAAACUGGACCUGUUCAGAAAUUGAUUGUAUAUCCUCCACCCCCUACCAAAGGAGGAUUAGGAGUAACUAAUGAAGAUCUGGAGUGUUUAGAAGAAGGAGAGUUUCUUAAUGAUGUAAUAAUUGAUUUUUACCUUAAGUAUCUUAUAUUGGAGAAGGCAUCAGAUGAACUUGUUGAACGAAGUCACAUUUUUAGUAGCUUUUUCUAUAAAUGCUUGACGAGAAAGGAAAAUAAUUUAACAGAAGAUAAUCCAAAUCUUUCAAUGGCACAGAGAAGACAUAAAAGAGUAAGAACAUGGACUCGUCAUAUAAAUAUUUUUAAUAAAGAUUACAUCUUUGUACCUGUUAAUGAGUCGUCUCACUGGUAUCUUGCAGUCAUUUGUUUUCCAUGGUUAGAAGAAGCUGUGUAUGAAGAUUUUCCCCAAGCUGUAUCCCCACAGUCCCAGGCUCAGCAGUCCCAACAUGACAACAAAAUAAUAGAUAAUGAUCAACAUUCUACAUCAUUGUUAUCUCUGAGUGCAGAGGAUUCUCAAAGUACCAAGACGAAUAUAUCAGUACCUAAGAAAAUGUGUAAAAGGCCAUGUAUUCUCAUACUUGACUCCUUGAAAGCUGCUUCUAUACAAAACACAGUUCAGAAUUUACGAGAGUAUUUAGAAGUCGAGUGGGAAGUUAAGCGAAAAACUCACCGUGAAUUCAGCAAAACAAACAUGGUGGAUCUAUGCCCUAAAGUUCCUAAACAGGAUAACAGUAGUGAUUGUGGAGUAUAUUUACUGCAAUAUGUGGAAAGCUUCUUCAAGGAUCCUAUUGUUAACUUUGAAUUUCCUAUUCAUUUGGAGAAAUGGUUUCCUCGUCAUGUAAUAAAGACCAAACGUGAAGAUAUUCGGGAACUCAUUUUGAAACUUCAUUUACAGCAACAGAAGGGCAGCAGUAGCUAGUUAAUCUGUGAAAACAUGACACAUAUGUUCUCUAAGAUUACUGGAAAGCGGCUUACCAGCAUUUGUGUUAGCCAGCUCACAGAGAAGAAAAUAACUUGCAGUAGUUUUAUAAGUCAUUGAACAUUAUUUAAAAUAUAUGUUAUUAGAAUUGUUGGGAUUCAUAGAUGGAGUGUGAAUGGGGGUAAUAUAGAUAAACAUAUUAGAUAGAAAUUGAAAUUUCAUAAAUGUUUGAUAUUUUUCUGGGCAUAUAUGCUUGGAUUAUGCAAUAGUAUAUGACAUAUGUAAUGUGGGAAUGUUUUUGUAGAUAAUAAAAGUAUGUGAUCUGUACUUCCACAUGACUGGGUGUUGAAGGGAGUUAGGUCCUCCCUGGUGCCAGCCCCAGGGCUUGUCAAAUUUGUUGACAAGUCACAUCAUAUUGUAAUUCUAUUCUUUGCAGCUCAAGCAUGCAGUAUGAAUACUGUGUAUUUUUUUAAAAAAAAAUUUAGUAUCAAGGUUUCAGAAAAUGCCAUUUAAGGCAUCCCUCCUGUAUAGUGUAAAAAAGACGUUCAUAAUGUUAGGAAGAUGAUGAAAAGUCACUCUUUCAAAGCGCAGCUUAUUACUCUCAAUUGCUAAAUGCAAUUACUGUUCUAAUUUUUCCUUUCCAUUUCUCUUGAUGUUACAUGUGGGAAUCUGAGAAUUUAGUUCAUUUUUUCAGGGUAAAAAUUGGAACAAAAAAUUAAGCUGUCCAAAAUAGGUUUUUAAAAAUUAUAUAUGUAGCUCAACUUAAGUUUAUUUGGAAUAUAGCUAUAUAAAUAUUCACUCCUAAGUUAUCACAGAAUAUAUGUAUACAGCUUCUAAAACAUAUGAGAUAAAAUUGGUGUUCUCAUAACUUUAACAAAAAAUAUACUCUUAGAGUUCUAUUUAUUAAUUGUUAGAAUGAAAUAUAUAAUUUUAUAGCUCAGUUUGCCCAGUAUUCAUCUGCAAAGACAGAUUGCUCUCAUUACUUUUAUAUUUUAAAAUUGUAGUUUUUAAAGACCUAUGAUCGCAUAUGGAUCUUAAACCUAUGGAGCUUAAUUUUUUUAUUAAAUAUUCAGGUAACAGUUCUACUGAAUUCAUGUGAUGAUAGUGGUAUUAUAUUUGAUUAAACACUUCAGAACCUUCUGAUGUUAUCAGGAAUAUUUUGAGGGAGACAUGAUUAUAUUGUAUUUUCUCAAAUAAGAAAAAAUUUUUAAGAAUAUUAUUUUAAUCUUCUGUUUUAAGCAUUUCUUAUAUUUACCUUGUAACUGUAUGUAAGGGAGUAAGCAAAAGCAAUUUAAGAAAACACUAAAGUCUGAACAGUUUAUUUCAGAAUUAUGUGAAUUGAGGUUCAGUGAGCCUCAGUGUCCUUAACUUUUGUUAAGCUUGUCACCAUCUUUAUAUUGUUACAGAGAUUUCAUAUCAUAUGAUUAUAAUUGCAUUUUCAUUCCCAGUAUGUAUGUGUUGGGGGGAGGCUUUUUUAGGUGACUGUUAUUUUGUACAUCUAAUUUUGGGAAAGCAACUAUAUAUGACAUCUUGUGAUUUCUUAACUUUUUUGUUUGUAUAUUUUUCAAAGAUCCCACUGUCCUUUAUUAUGUUUUAAAGAUUGUUUAAAAUUAAUUUUCCUAAAUUCAUGUGGAAAUAAUGCUUUGAGGAUAUCAACAUUUUAUAUUAAACAUACUUCCAAUUCAUUAAAAUUGAAGUGCAAUUUUUUUUCUUAUGAAAUAUCAGCCAUUGUUAGAAAUAAAUUCAUAGUUGUAUGAUGUCCUUUGCAUAUCCCCAAAGUGAUGCUUUAGUUUAUUUUUACCUAUUUUAAGCAGCAUAUAGUUUAUUUGAUUAGUAUUUCAGUUCAGUGAUUUUUAAAAAAUGAUCUAUCUAUCUAUCUAUCUAUAUCUGUCUAAAAGGCAGAGUGACAGAGAGGGAAAGAGAGAGAUCUUCCAUCUGCUGGUUCACUUCUCAAGUACUCACAAAACCUGGGGCUGAGACAGGCCAAAGCCAGGAGCCAGGAACUCCAUGUGGAUCUUCCGUAUGAGUGGCAGAAACCCAAAUAUUUGGGCCAUCAUCUUACCUCCUUGGUACGUUAGCAGGAAGCAGUUGGAAACACAAGCAAGACUAGAUCUCAGGCACUCUGAGAUGAGAUGUAGAUAUCUGAAGUGGUGGCCUGAUCCACUACACUACAGUGCUUGCCCUAGGGAAAUUUUGUUAGUAUCAGUAACCAUUUUGCUACAGCCAAUGCACUGAACCAUGUAUCUUUUAUUCCUGAAUUAUUUAUGAGCAUAUGAAUCUUUUAAUAUUCUCUGGUAAGAACAAUCAUAGGACUUCUUUGGUAACAGUAGAGAGCUUAGCCUAGAAGGUGUGUGUGUAUGUAUGUGUGUGUGUAUGAAUGUCCAAGAAGAGAGAUGUUGAAAGGGUUGUUAGUGGACAAGGAAAGAAUUUGUAGAGAAGAUACUGUUUUUAACUCACAAUUCUUGGGCUGAAAAAAAAAAGUUGUAUCUAAUCACUUUAUAUAGGUUUCAGAAGAAGUUUAUUGCCUCCUUAGAUCAGUUUAUCUUUUUAUAUCAGGAGGAAGAAGAGAUUUAGACUUGUCAUUUAGAGCCUCUAUCCUUAUCCUUCCAAUGUCUUUUAAUUUUUAGACAUUCAAAAAUUAUUUAUGCUUUAAGUACUUCUGUCUGUAGUAUCCUGUAACUGAACUUGACCUUGUGGAAAUUUUGCUCAUAGGCAGUUAAAAGACAUAUUUCUGUGUGUAUGGAGCUUGCUUCUUCUGCAUUUAGUCAGGUAGUUCCUUCUGUUUCAACUGAGCCUUGUGGGUGCUGGAGAAAUCAUUUAAGACUCCAGAUAAAGAUGUAUUUGGAAUGACUGUGAUCACACUGUUUACUUUGCUGUAUUCUUCCACAAAAUAAACCUGGAGCCAGGUUUCA
Messenger RNA from Oryctolagus cuniculus (rabbit), 6377 nucleotides. NCBI's taxonomy places the organism in Eukaryota, Metazoa, Chordata, Mammalia, Lagomorpha, Leporidae. The record is from RefSeq and is a predicted model, not a curated record.